This is a messenger RNA of Didymodactylos carnosus, 366 nucleotides long. Lineage: Eukaryota; Metazoa; Rotifera; Eurotatoria; Philodinida; Philodinidae. The record is from the annotation of a GenBank genome assembly.
AUGACGAUGUGUCCCUUGAAUCCAAAAUGGUUAAGAAAACAAUAUGAAAUAACGAUGCAUGGUACUAUUGACGAAAAAUAUAAGUUUCUAAUUCCCGAAACGGGUUUCAAUAUGCAAUUCAAUAACACAGUCGUGUAUUUUCGAAUAACAUUAGUCGGCGGUUAUGAUCGGGCAAUACAAUACCAAUGUAAAAUGGAGAACGAUGUCCGAGUAUUUACGGGUAUUAACUUUUUGAGUCGAGACCAUUUUAAUUCGGACAAUGAAAGACAGCGGGCUGUCGAUGAAAUGAAAACAGAAGCCGAGAAAGUCGGCAUUGAACAAGAAUAUUUAGAUCAACUAAAAAUUGUUGGAUGGCAAACAUGUUAG